AUGCGAAUCCGCUAUCCUUUCGCGGGCGCGUUUGUCUUCCUCCUCAUCAUCGCCGCCUAUAUCGGACUUCUCCCCCACAGCGAUUCGUCCAGUAUACCGUCCCAACUCCAACCCAAUGACAAAUUCCUCCAUGUCGUGACCUUUUUCCUCCUCUCUCUCGUCUUCUACUGGAUUCCCGACACCUCCCGCCGCCGCACUCUACACCUGACCCUCGUUGUCUGCACUCUCAUUCUCGGCAUCGGCUCCGAGAUCGUCCAAGGCCUCCUCCCCAACGGCCGCAUCUUCGACCCCUUCGACCUGCUCGCCAACAUUGUCGGCAGCUUGGGCGCUGUCGGUUUAUGUAGCUGGUACCACCGCCGCAUGCUCGACCGGCGCCGCAAGGCCCGCUUCGGCACCCUGGGCGGCGACGGCGGCGACGACGUAGAACUGGGAUUCGCCGGCGAUCACCACGAGGACGAAGACGGCCUGGGCCCGCAGGAGACGGGUGUUCUGAACCUGGAGCAGGAGGUGGACAACUGGGACGAGAACGCCGUGGACAAUUGGGAUACGGAGGAUGGGCCGGACGAGCUGGCCGGCACGACGACUGCCGCCGAGGAUUUCAAGCGGUCCUCGCCGGGAGACGGGGAUGGGAAGAAACGGAGUGAUUGA
Molecule: messenger RNA, 648 nt
Organism: Aspergillus saccharolyticus JOP 1030-1
Lineage: Eukaryota; Fungi; Ascomycota; Eurotiomycetes; Eurotiales; Aspergillaceae
Product: VanZ family protein
Exons: 2
Coding region: 1-648 (215 amino acids)
Source: RefSeq, a predicted model, not a curated record